Molecule: messenger RNA, 1521 nt
Organism: Suricata suricatta (meerkat)
Lineage: Eukaryota; Metazoa; Chordata; Mammalia; Carnivora; Herpestidae
Gene: TRMT10C
Product: tRNA methyltransferase 10C, mitochondrial RNase P subunit
Exons: 2
Coding region: 151-1422 (423 amino acids)
Biological process (GO): positive regulation of mitochondrial translation; mitochondrial tRNA 5'-end processing
Cellular component (GO): mitochondrion; nucleus; nucleoplasm
Molecular function (GO): tRNA binding
Source: RefSeq, a predicted model, not a curated record
AGGGACGGAAACCAAGAGAACCAACAGGCUUAGCUGCGUGUGAGGCGCGUAUUUCUGCUCAGUGCUUCAUUGCAUUGUUCUGUCCUCUCGGGGUCUCCGCGGUUUGCACCAACGGGAGCCACUGUUUCUGCACUCCUGGGGUUUUCUUACAUGCCUGUUUUCCUCAAAAUGAGUGGCAGUAUCACCUUAAGAUCUUUUGGCAGAUUUUUGGUGCCAUUUACCAUUCAUAAGAAGAGAAGGGUUUUAUGUUCAACAACUCUACGGAGAUACAUGUCUUCAAAAAUACCAACUGUACCCUAUCCUAAGAAGGAGAGUACAUCACCUCCUGAACAGCUGGGAUUGGAUGGGUGGAAAAUUACAAUGAAAUCUAGUGUGCAAGAAGAAGAUGCUUCAGCAGUCUCAAGUAGCAAGGAUGAAGAUCCUCUAGUUGCCAUCAGGGAGUUAAUUGAGAUGUGGAGAUUGCUUGGCAAAGAAGUACCAGAACACAUCAGUGAAGAAGAACUCAAAACUGCUAUGGAAUGUGUUUCUAAGUCAUCAAAAAAAAAAUACUUAAAAUAUUUAUAUAUUAAGGAAAAAAUGAAAAAAGCUAAGCAAAUAAAAAAGGAAAUGAAAGCAGCAUCAAAGGAAAAAGCCAAAAAAGACCAGUUGCUAGAAACCCCUAAGGAAGACAAACAGCAAAACUUUCUAUUUCUACGACUUUGGGAUAGGAAUAUGGACAUUGCCAUGGGCUGGAAAGGUGUUCAGGCCAUGCAGUUUGGGCAACCUUUGGUUUUUGACAUGGAUUAUGAAAAUUAUAUGAAACCAAAGGAACUUCAGAAUACUAUUUCUCAACUUUUAGAAAGUGAAGGAUGGAACAGAAGAGAUGUUGAUCCUUUUCAUAUUUAUUUCUGCAAUCUUAAAAGAGAAGGUGCUUAUCAUAAAGAGUUAGUUAAACGUUAUGGAGAAAAAUGGGACAAAUUGCUCUUAACAGCAACAGAAAAGUCUCAUGUAGAUUUAUUCCCAAAGGAUAGUAUUAUAUAUUUAACUGCAGAUUCUCCCAAUGUUAUGACUACUUUCAAACAUGAUAAGAUUUACAUUGUGGGAUCUUUUGUUGAUAAGGCUAUGCAGACAGGCACAUCCCUAGCCAAGGCAAAACGGCUGAAGCUGGCAACAGAGUGCCUUCCAUUAGAUAGGUAUUUACAGUGGGACACUGGUACCAAAAAUCUCACCUUAGAUCAGAUGAUGCGUAUUUUGUUAUGCCUGAAAAACACUGGUAGUUGGGAAGAGGCUCUGAAGUUUGUUCCUAGGAGAAAACAUACUGGUUAUCUGGAAAUUUCUCAGCAUUCUCAAGACCUCGUCCACAAAUUAAAGAAGUCAAAGACUUUUAAUUCAUUCCCAAAGGGCUCUCUAAAUAUACUCACACAGAAGAAGUGGCUUGAAUGAGAACAUUUGAUAACUUAAAAAAUAAGUUGUCACAAUAUGUAUGCCUUUUACUGUGAUGUAUGUCAAUUAUUUCUCCAUAAAAUUGGAAGGAAAAAAGCA